UCAGCACGCCGCCUCCCGCUGCUGCAAGCGAACAAGGGCGUGCUCAGGAGCUUGAAUCAGGCGAAGAGCCAACGAAAGUUGUCUCUUCCCUCGUUUCCUUCGACUCCCACUGUCUUUGCGAUGAAUCGAGCCUCGCAUUCCAGCAGGGCAAGCACCGUCGGUGACCAUGACGGACGCCCUAACAAGCCCGACAAGAAGUCUUCGCCAACCUCUCCAGACUCGACUCCCGCCCCCGCCUCGUUUCUGUCUUUAUUCAGAUUCUCGACACCCAUCGAAAUAGCCCUUGAUAUAUCAGGCGCGAUAGCUGCAGCCGCAGCUGGCGCCGGGCAGCCACUGAUGACCCUCCUCUUCGCGAAGCUCACUCAAGACUUCCUGGUCUUUCAGACGGCGGUCGCGCAAGCCGACUCCGGAGAUCAAGGCGCAGUCGAGCGCCUGCCCCAGGUCGCCAAGCAGUUCUAUCACUCAUCUAGCCUCAACGCGUCGUAUUUGGUAUACCUAGGAAUCGGCAUCUUUGCCGUCACCUACUACUAUAUGCUCGUUUGGACGUGCACCGGCGAGAUCAACGCGAAGCGCCUCCGAGAGGAGUAUCUCAAGGCCACCCUCCGCCAAGACAUCGCCUACUUCGACACGAUUGGCGCCGGAGAGAUCGCCACCCGCAUCCAGACCGACACGCAUAUGGUCCAGCGAGGCACGUCUGAGAAGGUCGCGCUCAUCUGUCAGUACCUCAGCGCAUUCGUCGCCGGCUUCAUCCUCGCAUACGUCCGCUCCUGGCGCCUCGCGCUCGCGCUCUCGUCCAUCAUACCCUGCAUGGGCCUCUUUGGCGCCAUCAUGAACUACUUCACGUCGAAGUUUGUGCAGCGAAUAUCCAAGCAUAUAGCACAGUCGGGGUCCGUCGCGGAGGAGAUCAUAUCGACUGUCCGCACGGCGAAGGCGUUUGGGACGGAGGACACGCUCGCCUCGCUGUACGACGACCACAUCAAGCGAGCGCACGUGGAGGACCUCAAGAACUCGCUGGUCCAGGGAUUCGGCACCGCGUCGUUCUUUUUUGUGAUCUACGGCUCCUAUGCGCUCGCCUUUAACUUCGGUACCACGCUCAUUCUGCACGGCGAAGCGGAUCCCGAGAUUGUCGUCAACGUGUUCUUCUCCAUCUUAAUCGGCGCAUUUUCUAUGGGACUGCUCGCGCCAGAGAUGCAAGCCGUCAGCCAGGCCCGCGGCGCGGCCGCGAAGCUCUAUGCAACGAUCGACCGCGUGCCGCAUAUCGAUGCGUAUAGCGAAGCCGGUCGCAAGCUCGACACGGUGCACGGCGACAUUACGCUGGAAGGCGUCAAGUUUGCGUACCCGGCUCGCCCGGACGUCCAGGUCGUCAAGGGCGUCGACUUGCAUUUCCCGGCGGGGAAGACGGCGGCGCUCGUUGGCGCAUCGGGGUCUGGAAAGUCGACGUCCAUCUCGCUCGUCGAGCGCUUCUAUGACCCGGUGGAGGGCGCCGUGAAGCUCGAUGGCGUGGAUCUGAAGGACCUCAAUGUGAAGUGGCUGCGCUCCCAGAUCGGUCUCGUCAGCCAGGAGCCCACGCUCUUCGCCACCACCGUCAGGCAAAACGUCGCGCACGGCCUCAUCAACACGCGCUGGGAGCACGCGCCGGCGGAGACGCAGUUCGAGCUCGUCCAGCGCGCGUGCAUCACCGCGAACGCGGACGAGUUUAUCCAGCGGCUGCCGCGCGGGUACGACACCCUGGUCGGCGAGCGCGCGAUGCUCCUCUCCGGCGGGCAGAAGCAGCGCAUCGCGAUCGCGCGCGCGAUCGUCUCCGACCCGCGCAUCCUCCUCCUCGACGAGGCGACGAGCGCGCUGGACACGCAGUCGGAGGGCGUCGUGCAGAGCGCGCUCGACCGCGCGGCGGCGGGGCGGACGACGAUCACGAUCGCGCACCGCCUGUCGACGAUCAAGGACGCGGACGUGAUAUUUGUGAUGGGCGAGGGGCUGCUGCUGGAGCAGGGCACGCACGCGGAGCUCUUGCGGAACGUCGAUGGACCGUACGCGCGCCUCGUCGAGGCGCAGAACAUCAAGCAGGCGGACGAGGCGGCGCGCGCGGCGGACGACGAGUCGGGCGAGGAGGACGUGGCCGUCGCCGAGCCAGUCAUCAUGGAGAAGAAGAAUUCGCGAUCGCGAAGGUUCAGCGUGCGCCCGAGUACGGCGCGGUCGUAUGCUAGCGACAUCGCCAGCGAGGCCGGCGCGGUCGACAGCGGCGCUGAGCCGGACCGCGAGUAUAGCUCGCUCGCCCUAUUGAAGCGCAUGGGCCGCAUCAACCGCGACGAGCGAGUGCUGUAUAUCCUCGGGAGCCUGGCCGCGAUAUGCUCUGGGGCCGUGUACCCCGCCUUUGGGAUCGUCUUUUCGCACGCGUUGCUUGGCCUUUCCGCGGAGGACGCGGGCGUGAAGCGCCACGAGGGCGACCGCAACGCUCUCUGGUUCUUCAUCAUCGCCAUCGGUUCGACCAUCGCCUCUGGUGUGCAGAACCACGCCUUCACGGCCUCUGCCGCCGCUCUGAUCUCCAAGCUGCGCUCGCUGUCGUUCAGGGCCAUUCUCCGUCAAGAUGUACAAUUCUUUGACAAGGAUACGAACAACGCUGGGUCCUUGACCUCUAGCCUCAGCGAGAAUGCUCAGAAGGUUAAUGGGCUCGCGGGGAUCACUCUCGGCGUACUGGUUCAAAGCAUAUCUACCUUUAUCUGUGGUGUUGCUAUCGGCACGGCGUACUCGUGGAGGCUGGGUUUGGUAGGCCUGGCUUGUACCCCGAUCCUAGUCUCAACCGGAUACGUCGCCCUGCGCGUCGUCGGCACCAAAGACCAGAAAAACAAGCAGGCGCACGGGGAGUCAGCGCAACUGGCCUGCGAAGCAGCGGGCGCCAUCCGGACGGUCGCUGCGCUCACGCGAGAGCGCGACUGCUUGGCGCUGUAUAGCAAAAGUUUGGAGAGGCCAUUGAAGACGUCCAAUCGUGCCGCUAUCUGGGACAACAUGCUCUUCGCCGCCUCACAGGCCAUGGCCUACUGGAUCAUCUCCUUGGCUUUCUGGUACGGUGCGAAGCUGGUCGCGGCUCGGACGAUCGAGGUGUCUGCGUUCUUCGUCGCCUUGAUGAGCACUACCUUCGGCGCUAUUCAAAUCGGCAAUUCGAUCAUGUUCGUCAACGACGUGGCCGGCGCCAGAGGGGCAGCGAGCGACAUUCUUGCUCUCAUCGACUCGCGGCCGGAGAUCGACGCCGACAGCAAAGAGGGAGAGAAGGUAGCGCGCGAGUCGACGGUCGGCGAGAUCCGCUUCGAGAAGGUGCACUUCAGGUAUCCUACCCGCCCGGGUGUCCGAGUUCUGCGCAAGUUCGAUUUGACCAUCAGCCCGGGUACCUACGUGGCCCUGGUCGGUGCGAGUGGAUCCGGCAAGUCGACGACCAUACAACUCAUCGAGCGUUUCUACGACCCGAUGCAUGGCGCUGUAUACCUGGACGGUCGCCUCGUCUCGCAACUCAAUCUUGCCGAGUAUCGCAAGCAGAUUGCUCUCGUGUCUCAAGAACCUACGCUAUACUCAGGGACCGUGCGCUUCAACAUCCUUCUCGGCGCUUCCAAGCCACCAUCCGAGGUGACGCAAGAGGAGCUGGACGACGCUUGUCGUAAGGCCAACAUACUCGACUUUAUCCAUCGUCUGCCAGACGGGUUCGAUACAGAGGUCGGAGGGAAAGGAAGUCAGCUGUCUGGAGGCCAGAAACAACGCAUCGCUAUCGCGCGCGCCUUACUCCGCAACCCGAAGGUGUUGCUCCUCGACGAGGCUACGUCUGCACUGGACUCGACGUCGGAGAAGAUCGUCCAAGCUGCGCUCGACCAGGCCGCGAAGGGCCGCACGACUAUCGCCAUCGCGCACAGGCUGUCGACGAUCCAGAACGCUGAUAAGAUCUGCUUCAUCAAGGAUGGAUCGGUCAGCGAAGCGGGUACGCACGAUGAGCUCGUCGCCCUCAAGGGCGACUACUACCAGUAUGUCCAGAUGCAGACCUUGAGUGCCAAGUAGUGUAUUUCCUGGGUCGUUGUUCUGCUUCUUCGAAGAAUCUAUAAAGCUACGCGUCCUGUCCUUACGAAUGCUACAGUACUCAUAGUUACUCGCGACUCACCUUCUC
Schizophyllum commune H4-8 is the source of this 4144-nucleotide messenger RNA. RefSeq names its product P-loop containing nucleoside triphosphate hydrolase protein. Gene Ontology annotation, biological process: transmembrane transport. The record is from RefSeq and is a predicted model, not a curated record. The transcript has 24 exons. Gene Ontology annotation, molecular function: ABC-type transporter activity; ATP binding; ATP hydrolysis activity. Gene Ontology annotation, cellular component: membrane. The coding region runs from base 121 to 4038 and encodes 1305 amino acids. Lineage: Eukaryota; Fungi; Basidiomycota; Agaricomycetes; Agaricales; Schizophyllaceae.